CUUGCCUCCAGCCAGCCUCAAGGGUUCAAAGUUGCAGCACACCGGUUGGUAGCCUACGGGAUGGAUGUACGAAGUAAGGAAGAGGAAGAUGAAUCACACUUGGCUCCAGUGUCCAACUCUAAAGCUGCCCCAUCUACCCUGUCCCGUACAGAUCCCCUGCAACUGGUCAAGUUAAGCAGGGUGUCUGUGAUAUUAGUGGACUGCUGCAGGACAGGACAGCAUGGGACAGAGAAGAACAGAGAUGGAGAACAGCAGAAGAGUCUGAAACGGACAGGACUGUGCAUCUCAUCCUCCAUGGCCCUUUCAGGGAGUACCACAUCCAGCCGGACCCUGCAGAGAGAGCCAGAGGAGUCCGGAAGAUUGUCCCGUCCUCUGCGUGAACACAGCUCCCAGCUCAAAUUGUUCCGUCACACUCACUCAAGAGAGAAGCUGCACCACUGCAAGCUGUGCGGCAAAAGUUUUAAUCGUUUCAAUAGCCUUGGUAUCCAUCAACGAAGUCACACGGGAGAAAAGCCAUACCACUGCAAUCAGUGUGGUAAGAGUUUCGGUCAAGCGGGAAAUCUCAGAGCUCACAUCCGCAUUCACACAGGAGAGAGGCCAUACCACUGCGCCCAGUGUGGCAAGAGUUUCAUUCACAACGGAAAUCUCAGAGUACACCAACGAACACACACCGGAGAUAGGCCGUGUAAAUGCACUCAGUGUGGUAAGACAUUCCUUCAUCAGGGAGAUCUCAAAGUUCACCAACGAAUACAUACCGGCGAGAGGCCUUAUAAAUGCCCUCAGUGUGACAAGGACUUCAGCGUAAAGAGACAUCUGGAUAGGCACCAGCUUAUUCACACAGGAGAGAGGCCGCACCACUGCAGUCAGUGUGAUCAGAGUUUCAAUCAAGAGGGAGAUCUCAAAGUUCACCGGCGAAUACAUACAGGGGAGAGGCCGUAUGCCUGCACUCAGUGUGGCAAGGACUUCAAUAGAAAGGGAAGUCUCAAAAGACACCAGCGCAUUCACACAGGAGAAAGGCUGCACCAAUGCACUCAGUGUGGCAAUCAUUUCAGUCGAAUACAACAUCUCAAAAGACACCAGCGUGUUCACACAGGACAGAAGCCGUAUCAAUGCACUCAGUGCGGCAAGGACUUCAAUGUUAAGGGAAGUCUCAAAAGACACCAGCGCAUUCACACAAAAGAGGCUGCACCACUGCAGUCAGUGCGGUAAGAGUUUUCGACACAAAACAACUAUGAAUUGUAAUAUGAAUUGACCAUUGUUGAUCUGUGAUCCCUACUAACCACACCCAUUAGUUCAGAUUGGUUGCAGAGUUCAUUUAUAAUAUCAUAGGGGGGGCAUAGUUUUGCUAGUAAUAUUAACUUAAAGUUGAUGCAGAGUUGCAGUGACAAGAAAAUGUAAAAGCAUUUGUUCAGGUUUUAAAAAGCAGGUGGGUUA
Molecule: messenger RNA, 1434 nt
Organism: Sardina pilchardus (European sardine)
Lineage: Eukaryota; Metazoa; Chordata; Actinopteri; Clupeiformes; Clupeidae
Product: zinc finger protein 239-like
Exons: 3
Coding region: 61-1209 (382 amino acids)
Source: RefSeq, a predicted model, not a curated record